ACAGUGUUUAGCUAGGUUUUGGAUUUCUUAAUUUAACUUAUUACAUACUCAUAUUAUUUAAUCAGAGGUGAAGAUCUUCCACAUGUUUUGUGCAGAAUGGGAAUGCUGGCAGUUCUUAGGUCAAAACAGAAAAAAGCCAGUAUAGGAGUAAUGAUCACAGCAUCACACAACCCAGAAGAUGACAAUGGUGUCAAACUUGUAGAUCCAUUAGGUGAAAUGCUUGAAAUGAAAUGGGAAAAAUUAGCAACCUCAUUAGCUAAUGCAAGUGAUGAUCAACUUUCUGAGACACUUACUGGUAUUAUAGAGCAAGAGAAGAUAGAUAUGAACAGUCCUGCAGAUGUUGUUGUUGCCAGGGAUACAAGGCCAAGUAGUUUGAGCCUCUCACAAGCAUUGCAGUGUGGAAUAGAAUCACUUAAUGGAACUUUCAGCAAUUUUGGUUUAUUGACUACCCCGCAGCUGCACUACAUGGUCAGAUGUAAGAACACAAGGGAAGGAUAUGGCCAGUGUUCUGAGGAAGGAUAUUAUAAAAAAUUGUCAGCAGCUUUUGUGAAACUUCUUAAAGCUGUGAGAAACACUGGGAAAUACAACAGUGAAUUAACAGUGGAUGCUGCCAAUGGAGUAGGUGCAGACAAGGUUAAAGCACUUGCCAAGCAUCUGGGAGAGGCCCUCACAAUUCAUAUAUGUAAUGAUGGAUCUACGGGGAAACUGAAUUACAGGGUUGGAGCAGAUUUUGUGAAAGUUAAUCAGUGUUCACCUGAUGGUAUGACGCUAAAUCAAGGCAUGAAGUGUGCCUCCUAUGACGGGGAUGCUGAUAGAAUUGUCUACUUCUUUAUUGGAUCUGAUGGAAAGUUCCAUUUAAUGGAUGGUGACAAAAUUGCAACUCUGGUAGCGGGCUACUUACAGAGUUUAGUUAGACAAAGUGGAUUAGAUCUCAACCUUGGUUUGGUACAAACAGCAUAUGCCAAUGGAAGCUCAACUAAGUACAUCACACAAACCUUGAAAGUGCCGGUAGCUUGUGUGGCCACUGGUGUGAAGUAUCUACAAGCCAAAGCCCUAGAUUUUGAUGUUGGUGUGUAUUUUGAGGCAAAUGGGCAUGGAACAGUUUUGUUUAGUGAAAAUGCUGAGAACAGAAUCAGGCAGGCCUGCAGUGAUAACAGUUUAUCAGAGGAUCAGAGAAGAGCAGCAGACACUUUAUGUACCAGUAUUGAUCUCAUUAACCAGACUGUAGGUGAUGCUAUGUCAGAUAUGUUAUUGGUGGAAAUGAUUUUAUGUAGUCAUGGUUGGGACAUUGAAGACUGGUUUACAUGUUACACAGAUCUUCCUAACAGACAGCUGAAGGUUAAGGUGAAGGACAGGACUGUGAUAAAAACAACAGCAGAUGAGACACAAGCAAUCAGUCCAGAUGGUUUACAGUCAGCCAUAGACAAUCUAGUGAGGAAAUAUAACUCUGCGAGAUCAUUUGUUAGACCCUCUGGAACAGAGGAUAUUGUCAGAAUCUAUGCUGAAGCUGACACACAGGAAGCAGCAGACACCUUAGCUAAUGAGGUUUGCCAGGCAGCUUAUGACCUUGCUGGGGGUAUAGGUGACCGACCAUAAUGUACACAACAUUAUACUGGAUAUUUAUAUAGACGAACACAAAAACCACCAUAAAACUAUCAGGGACAUGUGUACAACAAUACAGUUCUCUUCUGGCUAGUUUUUAACAAACUAUAAAAUAGAAAUAACUGUUAUUGUUUUAUGCAAAGAAAUAAUCGUAACCAAAAAUAGAAAUCUCAGUAUUUUAGUUAUUUCCUUACAUCAGCAUACUAGAAAUACAAAGCGUCUAUUAUUGUCAUGAA
Messenger RNA from Ruditapes philippinarum (Manila clam), 1838 nucleotides. Its product is annotated as phosphoacetylglucosamine mutase-like. The record is from RefSeq and is a predicted model, not a curated record. The transcript has 15 exons. Gene Ontology annotation, biological process: UDP-N-acetylglucosamine biosynthetic process; carbohydrate metabolic process. NCBI's taxonomy places the organism in Eukaryota, Metazoa, Mollusca, Bivalvia, Venerida, Veneridae. Gene Ontology annotation, molecular function: magnesium ion binding; phosphoacetylglucosamine mutase activity. The coding region runs from base 97 to 1596 and encodes 499 amino acids.